AUGCUGUCCCCAUGCGGACUGAGCCUUCAGACCCUCCUUUGGAUGCUGGUCCUCCUUUCCCUAGCGAUGGCCAUCCCGUUUUCAGCCAGUAAAUUCGAAGUCCGACCCAUUUUCAAUACAGAGCCCGAGCCAGAAGAACCAGACGAUUUUAAGUUUGGGAAAUUAAAGUUAUGUCCGCCAGGUAAGCAGUCCAAUUAUAUUCUCUAUUCUGUCCAUGAAGUUGUAUGUAUUUAUUUGUGUACCUAACUUAAAGUCAAAUUAUACGAUGUCUGCGAUGAUGCAUUCCCCUUUUUUACUGCAGCAUGUACUCAUCUUUUAUUCAUCGCUUGAGAGUAAGAUCUACCUCGUGGGAAUAGUAAUUGAGUUACAAUUCCAUUUAAUAAUUCAUAAGAGAGUUCAGGCAGAAGAAAUUCGGGAUUUUAUAUAUCCUUCCAAGAUGACGUCACUCUUCCAAAGAUUCUCUCGGCCUUUCUUCUAGCCAUUAUAGAUGUUCGUAUCUUGAUAGGGGAUGAUUUAUUGGAAGUAAUGUAAUUUGUAACCGCGGCGAUUAAUCUCCUUACUUAAGGCGGCCGCAGUUUCCUCGAGGCGUUUCAAUUAGCCUGCCCGAUGCGACGGAAACGUUCCGUCGACAAGAGCACGGUCCCGUUGAGUGAAAAGGACCCCAAUUAUCGACCGGCCACCAUCGACGAGUUCAUGCACAUCUGCUGUAAGAACGGCUGCGAGUUGACCGACUUCUUCCCGCAUUGUGCGCCCUUUUCCUGGGACUGAAGAAACGAGAGAGUACUGUAACAUUCUGUGUGUAUUUUGUAGAAAGUUGGCGAUGGAAAAGUGUUAUUAUUUGGCAAUGAAUUCUUGCGUAUUUAUUUUGUUUUUUAUUUGUAUUAUACGUUUUGUAAUAAAUAGAAUAGAUGACAGAACAGAGAACAGAGUCAUCAGGGAUUUAAAAGUAGUUAAAUUCUAAUCAAAGAAGGCUGUUAGCAUAAUUUAAUUACAAAUUAGGAUUCUCAAAUGAUCAAGGUCUCCUGAUAGCUCAUUUAUUGACGAUGGAAAGAUUAGUAUUGUUCUUGUGGUUAGUGGUGUUGUGCAAUGGGCAGAUUCCCACCGAAUUUCCAGAAGACCGACUUCCAGCAUUCCACUUUUGUCCAGCAGGUAAUUCAAUAAAUAAUUUACAAAUGGGGAACUCAACAAGUCUUAUAUUUAAAGAAACUCCCGAUUAGGAUCUGCUCUGACAAUCUCAAUUCUCUUCGAAUUGCAUCAGGUUGCGCUUUUCAGAAACAGCCGAGAAUUCGACGAGGGUUGUUGCUGAGAACUUAGCAGCCUUUUGAGAUUUGAUCUUUCACAGGUAAAAAGCUUCAUGGCUUACAAUUAGUAUUUAGCUGGCCUAAUAGAAAGGCGGUUCCAAAUUUGCUGGCAGUCAAGUUUAAUUCCCUGAAAGUACCAGGGAAAGAAUGCCAAAUUUUAUCCAAUUAUUGCAUCGCGAGCAUAAAACUUCAGAUCAACGGUUUGUAAAGACGCUUAGCCAUUACCUUCGACCUCUGACCUCAUUAUUUCCCUAGUUGGGUGGUCCCUCCAAAUAGAAAUUAUCAAUUUUCUUUUUACUUUUACUGUGCAUCUCCAAUUCUGAUGUGUAAUCUUGAAAUUAGAGUGUUUCUCAGAAAUCUUUUUCAUUGUGCAAACUGAAAAUCUUUAAUUGAAAGGAGUUUAUUCAAGAUUGUGUAACUUAUUAGACUCUCUUCAGGUCUUUAUUAUAUGUAAUUUAUAUGACCAUAGUACUACUUCAGGUGGGCAAACAUUUGUGGAAGCUCUUAUGGUAGCUUGUCCGUUAAGAAAAAAGAGAGAUUUGAAGAGUAAAAGGGCGACAAUCAAUCCCCAAUCCAUGUAUUCUCUGAUGCUGAGUAAAUCGAGAGGAUGGAACAAGCCGGCUUACGAUGAAUUCGCCGAUAUCUGCUGCAAGUUCGGAUGUAGAUACGAAGACUUCACGCAGUACUGUAACCCUUUCUAA
Bursaphelenchus xylophilus (pine wood nematode) is the source of this 2002-nucleotide messenger RNA. The record is from the annotation of a GenBank genome assembly. Lineage: Eukaryota; Metazoa; Nematoda; Chromadorea; Rhabditida; Aphelenchoididae.